CCGCAGUCACACAAACAUUUGUAGCCUAGUGCGGCUAAUUUGUUUGGCUAGCUGUUGUUUUUCCAGUCGUUUGUCGUAAAUAGUUGUUUUAAAAUGAAGCUGCGGUGUUUAUUCGUUGCUUUGAGCUUCGCUGUCGGUGUCAUGGCGGGGAAAUACUCGCGAGAAAUGAACGAAGCCAAACCGAGCGGCGGUGAUGAGCAGACGGUGGAGUUCAGGGUUGCUAAGCUGAAUCAAGUGUGGGAGAAGGCGAAAAGGAUGCAGCUGUCCCCGGUGCGACAGGCUGAGCUGCACAGUGACCUGAAGAUCCAGGAGAAAGAUGAGCUGCAGUGGAAGAAAAUGAAAGUGGAAGGACUGGAUGAGAACGGGGAGAAGGAGGCCCAGCUUCGACGUAACUUCAAUGUGAUCCUGGCCAAGUACGGGAUGGAUGGGAAAAGAGACACUCGGCCACUGGAGAGCAACUCCCUGAAGGACCACGACACCAAAGAGGGAGACAUAUUUGACGAUCCCCGGCUGGACAAACUCUGGAACAAGGCCAAGAGCUCAGGAAAGUUCUCCAGCGACGAGCUGCUGAAUCUGAAGAGGGAGUUCCAGCAUCACAAGGACAAGAUCCACGAGUACAACAUCCUCAUGGAUACAGUCAGCAGGACCGAGGAAAUACACAAGAAUGUGAUCUCUCCCCUGGAGGGCGACGCCAAAGAGCAUGUGCUGCAUCAGAAGCACACGGACCUGAAGCAGAAAAUGAGAGACCUCAACCAGGGCUUUGAGCGCCUCCGAAAGAUCAGCCACGAGGGCUUCACAGAAGACAGCGAGUUUCGGGAGCCUCGUGUGAUUGAACUGUGGGAGGCUGCCAAGAGAGCCAACCUGAGCGAAGACGAGCUGGACUCUCUCAAGGAGGAGCUGCGUCACUUUGAGACCAAGGUUGAGAAGCACAGCCAUUACCAGGAGCAGCUGGAGCUCUCUCACCAGAAGCUGCGACACGUUGAGUCUUUAGGAGACAAAGAGCACAUCAAGAAGAACCAGGAGAAGUACAACACGCUCGCUGAGAAGACGAGGGAGAUGGGCUACAAGAUGAAGAAACACAUGCAGGACCUGGCCAACAAGAUCUCUCGCGAGGGACUCGAGCACAACGAGCUGUGAGACGUCUGGAUCAUGAAGGUCAAAGAACUCAAGUAAUACCGUACAACCACACACAGCGUACGCUACGUUACCCCAUUCCCCGUCAACUACUGUAAAAAAAAUCAGCGAUUUCUACUUUUCUAGCGUUAUAGUUGUUGAUAUUUUUAGAUAUCGCUGAAUGAAUGCUUUGUAGAUAUUUCUUUUAAUCAGGUGGACUUAUUAGUUUAUCAAACUCAUCAGAUCAUCAGUCACAGUACAGAUGAAAUAAUAAUAAAUAGUUUACGUUCUCAUCGGUACUACAUUUAUUUGUACAACUAUUGGCACACAGGUGUGGAUGAACUGUCUGGCUGAAAAUGUUUGUACUCCAGGAGAGCCGGAUUUUGUGGGGGUGGGUGUUGAGGGAUAGACGGCAGCAGUUGAGUCACUCUUAACCGAUGAUGUAGUUUAGCUGCUGAGGGACGGUUCAGGUCCUGGGGAAAAGCCAACUCACUGCAUGAGUACUUCAUCUUGUAGAAAUAUCGGCACAUUGCUGGCCAGACAUUUUGUCCACACCCAUCUGUCAGUAGUUGUGCAAUCAAUAAAUGCUACAUCAGACUGGCUGGAACUAGUGUAGUAACUUAUACCUUAGUCUGCUUAAAAUAUUGUUGCCACUGAUCAAUAUAAACGUGAAGGAUGCUCCGCAGAUUUAGGGAAGAAGCAUUGAAACCCCGAAACCUAAAAAUGUAACAGCAAUCUUUAAUCAGUAAGAUACAGGUGCCAAAAACAUACAAACAGUAAUAUUUUAAAAAUAUAGUUAAAUGUUAUUCUUAUAGUCUUGGCAUAAAUAAAAGCAGUUACUAUUUACAAAUCCUGCAGAGAAAGCAGCCCCUGAAGUGACAUUAACAGGCUAUUUUUGGUGAAGUUUUUCUAACUCACCCUCGCGUUUUCCCUCAGACACACCGGUGGGGAACCGCCGCCAUAAAAAUAAAUUAGCGCCAAAUGUUGAACAAUUUGUUCUGAUGAUAUCAAGAGGGAGGUGAGAAAUUGGAACACACACUGUGCUUUCCCAUUCAUCAAUCCCAACCAGAAGCAGAGACAUUGAUUACUGUGAUGAAUAAUGUCCCUGGCUGGCUGAUUACUCAGUCAUGUCCUGCUUGGGCCACAUGGGCCCGGAUUAAUCUAAUUUGCAUCCGAGAUGUAACUCUAAGACGCUUAUUUCAAUCGAAUGAUUUUGAGGUCUGAUGUGGAAUGAUAGCCGAGCAAGCCGGGGCUCUAACAGUCGAGUGUAAGGCAUCAGUGCGAUGAGGUGGGCUUCAUCUCUCACCUCUUUUUAAGAGCGGUAACAAAUACAUCCACUGCAGCGCAGCGUGGAGAAAGUAAAUCUAGCU
Plectropomus leopardus (leopard coralgrouper) is the source of this 2483-nucleotide messenger RNA. RefSeq names its product low density lipoprotein receptor-related protein associated protein 1 (gene lrpap1). Gene Ontology annotation, molecular function: low-density lipoprotein particle receptor binding; receptor antagonist activity; very-low-density lipoprotein particle receptor binding. Gene Ontology annotation, biological process: negative regulation of very-low-density lipoprotein particle clearance; negative regulation of receptor internalization. NCBI's taxonomy places the organism in Eukaryota, Metazoa, Chordata, Actinopteri, Perciformes, Serranidae. Gene Ontology annotation, cellular component: rough endoplasmic reticulum lumen; endomembrane system; cis-Golgi network. The record is from RefSeq and is a predicted model, not a curated record.